AUGUCUACGCCGGCUAGGAGGAGGUUAAUGAGAGAUUUCAAAAGAAUGAAGGAGGAUUCUCCGCCAGGGGUAUCGGCAUCGCCGUUGCCCGACAAUGUCAUGAUUUGGAAUGCGAUGAUUAUCGGACCAGCAGAUACGCCGUACGAGGACGGUACAUUUAGAUUAUUAUUGGAGUUCGAUGAGGAGUAUCCUAACAAGCCACCUCAUGUCAAAUUUUUAAGUGAAAUGUUCCAUCCCAAUGUAUAUGCGAACGGUGAGAUAUGUUUGGAUAUUCUUCAGAAUCGAUGGACUCCGACUUAUGACGUUGCCUCUAUUCUAACGUCCAUCCAAUCUUUAUUCAACGACCCUAACCCAGCAUCUCCUGCAAAUGUGGAGGCUGCCACAUUAUUCCAGGACCAUAAAUCUCAGUACGUUAAACGUGUCAAGGAAACUGUUGAAAAAUCAUGGGAGGACGAUAUGGAAGAUAUGGCUGACGAGGACGAUGAGGAUGACAAUUGA
This is a messenger RNA of Kluyveromyces marxianus DMKU3-1042, 498 nucleotides long. RefSeq names its product E2 ubiquitin-conjugating protein RAD6 (gene RAD6). NCBI's taxonomy places the organism in Eukaryota, Fungi, Ascomycota, Saccharomycetes, Saccharomycetales, Saccharomycetaceae. The transcript has a single exon. Gene Ontology annotation, biological process: DNA repair; proteasome-mediated ubiquitin-dependent protein catabolic process; protein polyubiquitination. Gene Ontology annotation, molecular function: ubiquitin conjugating enzyme activity. Bases 1 to 498 code for a protein of 165 amino acids. The record is from RefSeq and is a predicted model, not a curated record. Gene Ontology annotation, cellular component: HULC complex.